Aspergillus glaucus CBS 516.65 is the source of this 2995-nucleotide messenger RNA. RefSeq names its product mitochondrial elongation factor MEF2. Gene Ontology annotation, cellular component: mitochondrion. Gene Ontology annotation, biological process: mitochondrial translation; ribosome disassembly. The record is from RefSeq and is a predicted model, not a curated record. The coding region runs from base 70 to 2883 and encodes 937 amino acids. Gene Ontology annotation, molecular function: GTP binding; GTPase activity. The transcript has a single exon. NCBI's taxonomy places the organism in Eukaryota, Fungi, Ascomycota, Eurotiomycetes, Eurotiales, Aspergillaceae.
AGUAUCGAGAUGCACUUUUUGAUAUAAAGCUCUCUGUGCGCAGCUAUUAAGGACAGCUUCUCAAUUGCUAUGGUUGCGACUCCGUUGUUGCGCAUCUCUCCCCAGGCAUUGGCUCUGAAGCCAGGCCCAAUUGCGACUCGACGUCUAGGGACUCUCAAAUCAUUGCCAUUGCCUACUCGAAAAUGCUUCUCGACAUCAUCAGCGAAAUGGUCGGAGGUGCUCGAGCGGACGAGGAAUAUCGGCAUCAUUGCCCAUAUCGAUGCGGGCAAAACCACCACCACGGAACGCAUGCUCUACUACAGCGGGUUUACACGCAGAAUCGGAGACGUGGAUGAGGGAUCUACAGUGACAGACUUCCUUCCCGCGGAACGAGCUCGGGGUAUCACCAUUCAGUCUGCAGCAAUUACAUUCCAUUGGCCUCCGGGGUCACCUGGGGACGAGAGCACGGUGACUGUGCAGGAAUCACAGGACAAGUUCCUUCCCAGAUCUGCGGUGCCUCAUACCAUCAACCUCAUCGACACUCCCGGACAUGCGGACUUUACAUUCGAGGUCAUGCGGUCCUUGCGCAUUCUGGACGGGGCCGUGUGUAUUCUGGAUGGCGUUGCGGGUGUCGAGGCUCAGACGGAGCAGGUCUGGCAUCAAGCUAGCACAUACCGGAUUCCAAGAUUGGUGUAUGUCAACAAACUCGAUCGUGAUGGAGCGGUCUUCGGACGGACAGUGAGAGAGGUGGGCUCGAGACUUGGAGGCUGGCCGGCUGUCUGUCAGAUUCCGUGGUUUGAAGGCGGAGAUGGCCGCUUUGUAGGAGUAGCAGACGUGAUAAACCUUCAUGGCUUACGAUGGAGCGACGGUGAUGGCAAGUCUGUGAAGAUGUUGGAUCUCCAGCAAUUGGACCAGGAAGAAAGCCAAUUGGCGGCGGAGCUUCGACGCGCGCGGGCGGCUCUGGUCGAGCUUCUGAGCGAGCAUGACGACGAGUUGGUCGAGAAGUUCUUCGAAUGCGACGAGGAUCACUUAGCGGUUCCGCCUCAAGACAUAAUCAACAGUCUCCGCCGCUGUCUUAUUGAAAACAAAUCGAGUAGGAUCAUCCCCGUGUUUGCAGGUGCCAGUUUCCGCAACAUCGGGGUGCAGCCUCUACUAGACUCCGUGAUCAAUCUUCUUCCCAGUCCCCUCGAGACUGCAGACCCAGAGGUCAGCAUUGGGGAUGUCAGGGGUGGUCUCCGACGACUGCUUUCGGGGGACCUCCUAGUGGAACAGAAUGAGAAAGCUGCGUCCGGCGACAAGAAGCAGAAGAGCAAGAAGAACCUGCAGGCAGAAUCACAGAGUUCCAUCGAGAAACUCCAGGGCUGUGGUCUGGCCUUCAAGGUGGUCAACGAUGCCAAGCGGGGGGUGCUGGUGUACGUGCGAGUUUACUCAGGGUCACUAGAUCGAAACAGCACCCUGUUCAACACCAACCUCAACGUCUCAGAACGUGUGCCUCGUCUUUUGAAGAUGUACGCCAAUGACGCUGUGGAGGUUGACUCAAUCCCCGCGGGUCAUAUCGGCGUAGUGGUCGGUUUGAAGCAUGCGCGGACGGGAGACACCCUGGUGUCAUAUGCAGGACACAAAUCAACACCCCCAGAGCCAUUGAACACCCUCCAACUCCGCCCCAUUGAUGUGCCACCACCGGUGUUCUUCGCUGGUGUGGAACCGCACAGCCUGAGCGAGGAGAAGAAGCUGGAGGAAUCGUUGGCGCUUCUCUUACGAGAAGACCCUAGUCUGCAUGUGACGGUGGAUGAAGAUUCAGGACAGACGCUCCUGAGCGGGAUGGGCGAACUGCAUCUCGAGAUCGCUCGGGAUCGUCUUCUCAACGACCUCAAGGCUAAGGCUAGUAUGGGUCGGAUUGAGAUUGGAUACCGUGAAGCACCACUGGGAACUUCUGCCCCUGUGACCAAAAUCUUUGACAAGGAAAUUGCCGGCCGUAAGGGCAAAGCUGGAUGUACUGCAGUUGUCGAGUCCUGGGAUCCAUACACGGAUGACGCCAGUCCCGAAAGCAACGACAUUCUCUCCAUUACCACACACGAGAACAACCAAAUCAUCAUCAGUACAUCAAACCUGCAAGUCGAAACAAACAAGAAAGGCGUCGAGGAAAGUCCUCUCCUCCCAGCUGGUCUGGACAUCCCAACUUUCCGCGCAACUCUCCAAAACGGCGUUUUCGCUGCCCUCGCCCGUGGACCGCAAUUCACCUUCCCCAUGCACAGCACACGAGUCACCCUCACCUUCGACGCAACUGAACACCUCUACGGCACUGACACCACCGCCUCCGCCCUCUCUUCCGCGGCCCGGCACUCUACAACCGCCGCUCUGCGCACCCUCCUUCCUCCACCUUCUUCUCCUCAAUCAGCACCAGGAACAUUCUCUACACCGGGUACUUCCCUCAUGGAACCCCUCAUGAACGUAAUCAUCUCCGUCGAUGAAUCCUCCCUUGGCUCUGUCGUCCACGACAUUUCUUCCUCCCGCGGCGGCCACAUCAUCUCCCUAGACGAAGACCUCACUCUGCCCACAACCGACCUCGCCUCUUCCCCUACAUCUUCAUACUCCCCACCCCAACAACCACCCGAGGACCUACCGCCCAUUGACACUAGCAAGGUGUACGCCCCCCGCGAUCCCUUUGAGACAACCUCGAUUGGCGGGGGCUCGAUAGGGAACACGGAUCCUGUGUCUGGGUCAGCAAAUCGCCCGCGGACUAUAGCCGCAAAGGUACCGUUGAAGGAGAUGGUCGGGUAUCUAAAGCAUCUGAGAAGUUUAACUGCGGGUCGCGGCACGUUUGUUAUGAGUGUGGAUCGGUUUGAGCGGAUGAGUGCGCCGAGGCAGAAGGCGGUUUUGGUGGAGUUACGGGGUGGUCUUUGAUUUUGAGUGUACGUUAUGAUGGAUUAGGAUUGCAUGAUGUUAUGUCUGUAUUAUAGGAUGUAUGUAUGUCACUACAAAACUGAUAUUCUAGAGCCAUUGGACUUCCGCAACG